Messenger RNA from Auxenochlorella protothecoides, 540 nucleotides. RefSeq names its product Adenylate kinase isoenzyme 6-like protein. Lineage: Eukaryota; Viridiplantae; Chlorophyta; Trebouxiophyceae; Chlorellales; Chlorellaceae. Bases 1 to 540 code for a protein of 179 amino acids. The transcript is spliced from 3 exons. Gene Ontology annotation, cellular component: nucleus; cytoplasm. Gene Ontology annotation, molecular function: ATP hydrolysis activity; ATP binding; AMP kinase activity. The record is from RefSeq and is a predicted model, not a curated record.
AUGACAGGCAGCCGCGCCGGGCCCAAUAUCCUCAUAACAGGCACUCCUGGGACAGGGAAGACCACCACAGCGGAGCUUGUGGCCGGCGCCACCGGCCUGCGCCACCUGAACGUCGGCGCCCUGGUGAAGGAGCAGGAGCUGCAUUCGGGAUGGGACGAAGAGUUCGACUGCCAUGUCAUCGACGAGGACAAGGUGUGCGACGCACUGGAGGACAUCAUGACGGCGGGUGCCAACAUCGUGGAUCACCACGGAUGCGACUUCUUCCCGGAACGCUGGUUUGACCUCGUGGUUGUCCUGCAGGCCGACAACACCAUCCUUUGGGAGCGGCUAGAAAAACGGAAGUACGGGCUGAACAAGAUCCAGGAGAAUGUGCAGUGCGAGAUCAUGCAUGUCAUCGUGGAAGAGGCGCUGGAAUCAUACCGGCAGGACAUCGUUCAGGUGCUGCCCAGCAACACCGUGCCCGAGAUGGAGUCCAACGUCGACCGGAUCUGCGCCUGGGUGGCUGCCUGGAAGCAGGCCGCCCAGGCUGGCCCGGCAUGA